UUAUGUAUUCCCAUUCAAAUAGCGAAAUUGAUCCUAAUAUGUUAACAUCAACUCAUGUCGAAACAGAUGUUAAUCAACAGUAAGAAAAUUUGGAGGAAAUUGAGAAUUUAAGUUAAAUCAAAAAAGAAUUAGAUGAUUCAUAACUUAUAACCAAUUUUGAUUUGAAUCUUUCCAAUUUAGUUUUAAGAAGAUGUAUUUAUAAUUAUUAUUUUAAGGUUAUGUAUUUGAGGAUCAAAUCAUUAAAUAUGAUAAAAUUUUAGAAAAAAAUCCCACUUGUGUUGAAGCUUUAAUUGAAAAAGGUAAUAUAAAAUUAGAUAAUCUCUAGCCAAAAAUUUAAUUAGCCUUUAAAGAUUUGAAGAUGCCUUAGAAUGUUGUAAUUAGGCUAUAUCUAUUGAUAAUGGCUAUAUCUAAGCAUAUUUUGAAAAAGGUAUUUUUGAUUUAUUCAUAUAAGCUAAAAUAUUUUGUAAAUAAUAAAAAAUGGAAGAAGCAAUUAAAGCAUAUGAAGCACUUUUAUCUAAAAAUUCAAAGAAUAAUGAUGCAAUUCAAGAAUUAUGUAAUUAUAAUUAUAUAAAAUAAGCUUCACUUUAAAAUUAAAUUCAAUAAAUAUAGAAAGCCCUCAAAUAUUAUGACUAAUUAUUGGCUUUUGAUAGAAAAAAUAAAUUUAUCUAUGUAGAGAAAGCCAAAUUAUUAUAAAAAUAAAACAAAUUUGAAUUGGCUCUUAAAUGUUGUGAUUAACUAUUGAGUUUUGAUCCUUAUGAAAAGUAUGCAUAUUUAUAAAAAGGUAUCUUUAUAAAUAAUUGAUAGCCUUAUUAUUAUAAUAAAUUAAUGAACCUUAAUUAGCUAUAGAAUGUUAUGAGAAAGUAAUCGAAAUUGACUCUACAAAUAAAUAUGCUUAUCUAGCAAAAGGUUUUAAAUUAUUUUAAUAUUAGUUAAAUUGUUAAUGGAGAUAAAAAACUAUGAAAAGGCUUUAAAAUAUUGUGAUAAGAUUUUAAAUUUUGAUCCAAAAGAAAUUUAUGCUCAAAUAUAAAAAGGUAUCAUUAUAUCUUAUUUGAAAAAGCCAGAAUUUUAGAAUGUCUUCAAAGAUAUGAUCAAGCUAUAAAAUGCUGGGAUGAAAUAAUUAGUUAAGAAUAAAAUAAAGCUGAACCAAGUGUUGAAAAAGGUUUAAUUUAUUUUUAAGUUGUUUAGCUCGUGUAUUAGUCAAACAAAAUAAAAAUAAGGAAGCCAUAAAGUGUCUAGAUAUUAUUCUAUCAAGUAAUAAGGCAAAUAGAGAUGCUAAUAUACAGAAAGGUAUAUAAUUAAUUAUUAUUUUUAGCAUAAAUCUUAAUGUCGUAAGGGUCAUUAGAAUAAGCUAUUUAAUGUUGUUAAUAAAUUUUGACUCAAGAUUCAGGAUCAGAAAGAGCAUGGCAUUAUUGUGGUAAGAAAAUAAAUUAAAUUUUUAAGGGCAAGCUUUUAAAUUCUUAAAUUAAUUGAAUGAGUCCUUAAAAUGUUAUGAAGAGAUAUUGAAAACAAAUAGCAAUGAUUGGUAUUCUUAAUACUAAGUAAAAGAAUUGAAAGAGUAAAUAAAAAAGCAAAAAUUAAUAAAAAAUGAUUGA
Molecule: messenger RNA, 1592 nt
Organism: Paramecium pentaurelia
Lineage: Eukaryota; Ciliophora; Oligohymenophorea; Peniculida; Parameciidae
Source: the annotation of a GenBank genome assembly